AUGCCGGCGCCUGUAUUUUCCUGGAAGAUAAGAGAUAAAUCCCUGUUAUCAAACAAAAGGGUUCAUAUUUUGCAGUCCGGUUCAUUAAAGUUUGAACAUGUACAAACCUCUGACGCUGCUAACUACACGUGCCGAGCCGAGAAUAAAUAUGGAACAGACGAAAUCAUCAUUGCCGUCAGUGUCAAAGUAAAGGAAAAACGUCCAAGUCCGCCGAGUCCGCCAUUUGUAAUGCUUGCAUCGACGACAUCGUCCACAAUUCAAAUAAACUGGAAAUCUCGCAGAAAUGGUGGCAGUCCAAUUAAAGGUUUCUAUAUGAAGUUCAAGAAAGAACAUGGCGAAUGGCAAACCAUUAAAUCUGACCGUCAAAGCCGUACCCACACGUUCACGGGGCUUAAAUGUGGUACUGGAUAUCGGUUUUUGCUGAACUCUUUCAAUGUGAUUGGAGUCAGUUCUGACAGUCCUCAGAUCAUUGCUAAGACGAAUGGUUCCUGUAAGAAAGAAUUCUUUAUUUAUUUGUUUCUGGAUUUAUCACAGAUAUUUCUUAUUAAUAUUAUCGUUUCAUUCAGCUUGAUAAUAUUCAGUUUUUCUUUAUUUCAUUCUUUCUUUCUUUCCUUCUUUCUUUAUUUCCUUCUUUCUUUGUUUCUUUUCUUCUUCUUUUUCUUGAUUCAUUAUCUUAUAUCUUUCUUUCUUCCUAUCUUCAUCUAUCUAUCUAUCUAUCUAUCUAUCUCUUCUGUUCAUAUCUAUUUAUCUAUCUAUCUAUCUAUCUAUCUAUCUAUCUAUCUAUCAUUUUAA
Acanthosepion pharaonis is the source of this 792-nucleotide messenger RNA. Lineage: Eukaryota; Metazoa; Mollusca; Cephalopoda; Sepiida; Sepiidae. The record is from the annotation of a GenBank genome assembly.